Molecule: messenger RNA, 2262 nt
Organism: Menidia menidia (Atlantic silverside)
Lineage: Eukaryota; Metazoa; Chordata; Actinopteri; Atheriniformes; Atherinopsidae
Source: the annotation of a GenBank genome assembly
AACGUUUUUAAGUGGGACGGGAAAGCAUGAAGUGGUCUCUGUGGCAACAUGACCGUCUAUAAAACGAGUGGGCGCUCCGAACAGUGUGAGCCUGCUGCUUUUCAGCUCUUAUUUAUGGUCAGACUCACGUCGUCUGCUCCGUUUUUCAAGCUGCUGACGUCUGCGGGGUUUGUCGGAGGCUGGACGGAGCCAGCACUGAGCCGGGAGCUUUGCAUUGGAGCGGUGCUCGCACCGGAAGUCGCAGUUGUUUAGCGCAGCAGGAGCGAACCGGCAAGCCGACCGGCGAGAGAGGGGAAGCUGGUGAUCCAACGGCCAGAGACACGAACUGCCUCGGAAUGAAACGUUGAUGCCUGCCUCAGCCUUCUCCUGACACAUUCCUUAUUCUGUGACACCUUUACUGCAACAGCGGCCAUCCAGAGAGGCUGAGCCCCAUCUAAUCUCUGAGAGGAGCAGUGGUCCAUCGCUGGGGAGGAGACCCUUACCGUAGCCCGGUCCGGAGAGGAGAAGUGUGUGAAGAGAGCUUGGCCAGCCCUCUCUAUGUGUGUGACAAUGGGGGACAUCAGCGACCUGGACCGGCAGAUAGAGCAGCUCAGACGCUGUGAGCUCAUUAAGGAAAACGAAGUCAAAGCCCUGUGUGCCAAAGCCAGAGAGAUUCUGGUCGAAGAAAGCAACGUUCAGAGAGUGGACUCUCCUGUCACAGUGUGUGGUGAUAUUCACGGUCAGUUUUAUGACUUGAAAGAGCUUUUUAGGGUGGGGGGAGACGUCCCAGAGACAAAUUACCUCUUCAUGGGUGACUUUGUGGACAGAGGCUUUUAUAGUGUGGAGACCUUCCUCCUGCUGCUAGCUCUAAAGGUCCGUUAUCCAGACAGGAUCACUCUGAUUCGGGGGAACCACGAGUCCCGGCAAAUCACCCAGGUCUAUGGUUUCUACGACGAGUGCCUCAGGAAGUAUGGCUCCGUCACAGUGUGGAGAUACUGCACAGAGAUAUUCGACUACCUGUCUCUGUCUGCUAUCAUCGAUGGCAAGAUCUUCUGCGUGCACGGCGGGUUGUCUCCUUCCAUCCAGACUCUGGACCAGAUCCGGACCAUUGACAGAAAACAGGAGGUGCCCCAUGAUGGGCCCAUGUGCGACCUCCUGUGGUCAGACCCUGAAGACACCACUGGCUGGGGGGUGAGCCCCAGAGGGGCUGGCUACCUGUUUGGAAGUGACGUGGUGGCUCAGUUCAACGCGGCCAACGACAUCCACAUGAUCUGCCGAGCGCACCAGCUGGUGAUGGAGGGCUACAAGUGGCACUUCAACGAGACCGUGCUGACCGUGUGGUCGGCGCCCAACUACUGCUACAGAUGUGGCAACGUGGCGGCCAUCUUGGAGCUGGAUGAGCAUCUACAGCGGGAGUUCAUCAUAUUUGAGGCAGCUCCACAAGAGACCAGAGGGAUCCCCUCCAAGAAGCCAGUGGCUGACUACUUCCUGUAAAAGUCUUUGUGCAGGCGGGCCGGCGGGCGGGCGGGGGGGCGCGACCUGUCAAAAACUGUGUACCAUUUGAUCCUGCAGCUGGACGGCUCUGCCAGGCUGGCUGUGAGCAGUAGGCAGAAAGCCUGCCCCCCCCCACCGGGCCCACAGCGUCAGCCUGGGGAGCCCAGCGCCUGAUGCUGACAGCAGUCAACAUGUGGGGGGGGCAGGCAGCAGCUGUGAUGGCUACCUUAUUUAGACCCUCACUCUGCCACCUUUUCUAUCCCUCCUCCUCCCCGUGCUCUGUAGAUACAACACUCUCCCUUCCAAUUUGAAUUUCACCACCUUUGUAGGAUUUUUAUAUUAAUAUAAUCAUUUAGUUAUACAGCUAUUUUGAAGGAUUAAGCUCUUCAGCUGUAAGAGGUUUUUCAAUUGGGCCAUUUUAAAGGAUUCCUUUGUGGCAGGUGUUGCCUCUGACUGUACUCUGGCUGUCAGGAUAAAAAGUGCAUAUGCUUUGGUUGGGCCGCCGGGGUCUGCUGCUCGCCCCCAUCCCAGUGGAAGCAGCCCGGGGCUCCACACUCAUCUUUUGCUUCUCUUAAUUCCUUUUAAUUCUAAUUCUCUGUAGACCUGUCCAUUUUGAUAUUGUGACAAUAAAGUUUUUUUAUCAAUGUCGACUUGUUGGUGUAGUGGUCAUUUUAAUGGCGUGACAUGGUUCAAAGGGCCAGACGUGAAUUGAGAAAACGGUGAUGAUGCGUUGUGAUGUCUUCCCUCCUCUCCCUGGCACGGGGCUCCCGUUAAAGCGGGCUGAAGCGG